UCGCCCAUUGAAUGCGAGGGGUUUUCAAAACGACACCAGUCAUUCUCAUGCGUUGACGAAAGACGUUGUGAUUUCGGACAACUGCAACUGUUUUUAAGGAUGAGUGCUGUUGCUGUGAAUGAUGAGAAUCGUGGGGUCUGCCCUGGAGGAAAGCAGAACGGCUCAAUUAACGACAUAUUUGCUCUGGAUCAGCCGACUGGGAGGCCCUCCAUCCUGCGACAGACAGAGAACCUGCCCAGCAAGACGGUGCCAAAGGCGGCUAAGGUUUGUUUUCAGACUCCAAGAAGAGACCCUGCCACUAAAAGAAUCGUAUCUUCUCCAUCCAAGUCUCUUAAGAUGUCAAGUGUGGAUGAGUGUACCAAAGCAAUCGAUUCCUUAACUUUGGGUCCAAUUAAUUCUUUACAUGAUGAACCCAAACAAGAAGUAUCAUCCUAUCCUGACGAUGACAUGCCCAUACAAAGCAAAGGAGGCUAUCAGCUGGACUUUGAAAACCUCGAUGCUUUCAAUCCAUUUCAGGGUUCUGUUAAGAUGGUCCUCUCCCCCGUGAAGUCUGCUGUUGAUAACCCUCACACAGAGUCUCCAAACACAGAAACAGAGAAUAUCGCAGAGCAGCCCACCAAAAUAGAAUCUGUUCUAGAUGAUACGCUUCCCUUCGACCCACCUGUGGAUCACUCCCUGGUUGACACCACCUCCAACAUCAGCUCCGCAGAGAGCAGCGUGGUCACAGUGUUGAAGGUCCCUGCCAUGGAAGAACAAGAUUCCUGCACUGCCACACCUGAUGAAAAACAACAGUCUUUAAAUGUCACUCAAGACCAUUCUUCAGGCAGUUUUGUGGAAGAUGCUCCACUGCCAACGAAGGGUUCUUAUUCUUUGGAUUUUGACCCCACCAAAAUAGAAUCUGCUCUAGAUGAUACGCUUCCCUUCGCCCCACCUGUGGAUCACUCCCUGUUUGACACCACCUCCAACAUCAGCUCCGCAGAGAGCAGCGUGGUCACAGUGUUGAAGGUCCCUGCCAUGGAAGAACAAGAUUCCUGCACUGCCACACCUGAUGAAAAACAACAGUCUCUAAAUGUCACUCAAGACUAUUCUUCAGGCAGUUUUGUGGAAGAUGCUCCACUGCCAACGAAGGGUUCUUAUUCUUUGGAUUUUGACAACCUUGAUGAGGUCAAUCCUUUCCAAACGGGUGGCUCUAAAAUUCCAAAUUCCCCUUUCAUUGGGAGCAAGGUGGCAGAAGCAAACCCACCAGUUGAAGAGAUGAAGGGAAAUGAAUCCACAGAAGCUCAAGAUGUUCAACCUGAGAUGAAGGGAAAUGAAUCCACAGAAGCUCAAGAUGUUCAACUUCAACCUGAGAUGAAGGGAAAUGAAUCCACAGAAGCUCAAGAUGUUCAACCUGAGAUGAAGGGAAAUGAAUCCACAGAAGCUCAAGAUGUUCAACCUGAGAUGAAGGGAAAUGAAUCAACAGAAGCUAAAGAUGUUCAACCUGAGAUGACACCAGCAGCGGCCCCAAUCACAACUAAUGCUGCCGAAACUCCAGCUGCUGAAUCCACAUCCCAGCCAGCUGAUGCCCAUACCCAGGAAAGAGCAGUCAAACUUGAGUUCAAUUUUGACGAUGGCAGUGAGGUCAAACGUAAACCGCCACCCAAGAAAUUGGGCAAAAGGCGACCUGGUGUCAAACCUAAAGAGGGAAAGCCAGAAUGUGACGUGAAACCACCUAAAGAAGCUCCAGUGAAGCCUGAUGCCAGUGGUGAGGCUGAUGUUCCACUCUCCAAAGGUUCUUACUCAUUUGACAUGGCCAAGUUUGAUGACUCAAACUUCAAUCCCUUUGGCACAAAAGCAAGCAUGAUGACCAACUCUCCACAGUGUAGCAAGUACGCUGAACCUGUGCUAUCUGACCCUGUGAUCAUGGAACAUUUGAUUCCAGAGAAAGUGGACAUGCCAGCGGAGAAGGAAGCAUUGUCAUCAGAAUGCGCUGGAGAGAGUGUCCCGGCUGCAGAAGUCCUCCCUGAAGCGGAAAGAGAUGAUGCUAAAGACAAGGCAGCUCCUGAUCAUGACUUCGGAUUUCUACUCGAAGUUCAACAGGAAGUUCAGCAACCCACUGAGAGUCUUCCUGGCCGCUUUGAUCUGUGUCAACCUGAGCAGAAGACGCAGACCGCCCAGCCAGAAUUCAAUGACGAGUUUGUUCCUGGAACGAUGUUCAUGGCCAAUGACUUAGAUGGACAAAUGGAUUACCUGGAACAGUUUGGGUCCCGCAGUUUCAAGGAAUCUGCAUUGAGGAAACAAUCCUUGUACCUUAAAUUUGACCCCCUGAUGAGAGAGAGCCCCAAGAAGUGUGCAGCCCCCGUGGCUCAGGCCCCUGUGCCUCGCCCCGCCGCCUUUGUUUCACGGCUUGAAACUUCUCAGAUGCCAGAAAAGUAUGCAAGCGGAGCACAAAGGGAUGAUUUCCAACUGUUUGAUCCAGCUUCCCCAAUCCUUGCAGACCUCGUCCCUCCUUUCCCUCAGACAGAGAACACAGAGGAGGCCAUUAUUGAAGUGCUGAGGUACAGUCAGCAGGACAUGGACGCCGCCAUCGCCAGAGUCCAGGCACAAGCAAAGGACACAGAGGAUCAAUGGAGUGCAAAAUAUAAAAGAACAAUUGACGAUGGUCAAGAAAUGAGGAAAAUAAUUGCAGAGUUUGAGCUCAUGAUUGCUAAAAUGCUGGCUGAUCAAGAGAAAGAGAGGGAGGUGGCCCAGACGAAGCUCACUGCGGCUCUUAUCGAAAAGGAGCAGGUCUCCAGUGACCUGAACACCAUGGAGAGAUCGUGCUCCGACCUGUUCAAGAGACUGGACAAGUACAAGGAUGUUGUUGAGGGCUUCAAAAAGAAUGAAGAGACUCUGAAAGCCUGUGCUCAGGACUAUCUGGAAAGGAUCAGAAAGGAGGAGCAGCGCUACAAGACCCUUAAAGCCCACGCCGAGGAGAAGAUUGGCCAAGCAAACGGGGAGAUUAAUGAGGUUCGGUACAAGAACAAGUCUGAGACAUCUGCCCUCCAAGCCCAGCUGAGGAGGGAGCAGCUGAAGGUGCAGUCGCUGGAGAAGAGCCUGGUCCAGAAGGAAAAAGAGGCAGAAGAUCUCACCACACUUUGUGAUGAGCUCAUCAGCAAAGUCCAGAGGGGUUGAGCUCAUUUGGAAAUCGUGUACUUUUUAAUGCUUUUCUUUCCUGUUCUUCAUUGUUCCUGUCCUUGUUCAUUCCUUUAUGUAGUGCUUUGUUUGUCUUUAUCAAUGUUAUUAAAAUACUGUAAAAAGAGAAGUUAAUAAAGAUGAUUUAAUCUUUAAUAAAGAGUUGGUGAAAAUGAU
Messenger RNA from Gymnodraco acuticeps, 3330 nucleotides. RefSeq names its product transforming, acidic coiled-coil containing protein 3 (gene tacc3). Gene Ontology annotation, cellular component: cytoplasm. The coding region runs from base 100 to 3153 and encodes 1017 amino acids. Lineage: Eukaryota; Metazoa; Chordata; Actinopteri; Perciformes; Bathydraconidae. The transcript is spliced from 17 exons. The record is from RefSeq and is a predicted model, not a curated record. Gene Ontology annotation, biological process: mitotic spindle organization; cerebral cortex development; cell population proliferation.